Molecule: messenger RNA, 2218 nt
Organism: Sorghum bicolor (sorghum)
Lineage: Eukaryota; Viridiplantae; Streptophyta; Magnoliopsida; Poales; Poaceae
Product: cysteine-rich receptor-like protein kinase 10
Exons: 7
Coding region: 77-2110 (677 amino acids)
Biological process (GO): protein phosphorylation
Molecular function (GO): ATP binding; protein kinase activity
Source: RefSeq, a predicted model, not a curated record
AACAAGCACGCAGUAAUAACAAUCUAGAAUCUAGGAUGCACGUCCUUUAUUUGCAUAGCGCCUAGCUAGCCAAGCCAUGGCGGGCGUCCCGCCGCUCAUCAUCCUCCUUAGCUUCCUCCUCGUGCUGCCGUCAGCGACGGCGAUAGGCAAGGUCUGCGGCAACGCCGCCGGCAACUACACGGCCAACGGCACAUACGAGUCCAACCUCGCCUUCCUCGCCGCGACGCUCCCAACCAACACCUCCUCGUCGCCUCAGCUCUUCGCGAACGCGACCGCCGGCCAAGCUCCCGGCGACGUGGUGUACGCGCUGGCGCUCUGCCGCGGCGACAUGACCAGCAACCUCACCGGGUGCAGCGCCUGCGUCGCCGGCGCGUUCCAGUACGCGCAGAGGAUGUGCCCCAACGCCAAGGCCGCCAGCGUCUACGACGACGACUGCCUCGUCGGCUACUCCAGCGACAACAUCCUCGUCCCGGCCUAUAACGUCACCCGGGACAUGAGCACGCUCUUCGAGUUCUGGAACGGCGCGGCGACCGGCGCCGGCGCCGGCAGCAACGCCACCCUGGUGGCCGCCGGCGUCAAGGACCUGCUGACGCAGACUGCGCAGCUGGCGGCCGACAGCUCGAGGAGGUUCGUCACGGCAUACAUGGACGCCUCCAGCACCGCCGUCCCGACGCUCUACUCCCUGGCGCAGUGCACGCCGGACCUGUCCGCCGGCGACUGCAUGGCGUGCUUCAGGCAGAUCCUCGGCACGCUCAACGCCACGACGCCAGUGGCAGGGCGGGUCCUCCUGCUGCGGUGCAACUUCAGAGUCGAGAACAUCAGGUUCUUCGACGGCACACAGAUGAGGCAGAUCACGCCGUCAUCCGGCGCUCCAGCACCACCACCUCCGGCUCCGGCGACAAAUAAGGGAUCUGGGGUGAAGGCAUGGGUAAUUGCGGUGUCUGUAGCACUUCCUGUAGCGGUAGUAGCAAUCUGCUUCAUCCUUUACUGCCGUUGGCAAAGGAGAAGGUACAGAAAAGGUGGAUCUAGAUUACGACAAAAGCAUACUCGCAACAACUUGAAAGGAGACGAGCUAGAUUGGGAAAUGGAAGCAGAGCUCUCGGAGUUUUCUGUUUUUGACUUUCAUCAGAUAUUGGAGGCUACAAAUAACUUCUCUGAAGAAAAUAAACUUGGGGAAGGUGGGUUUGGCCCUGUCUACAAGGGUCAGUUUCCUGAUGGUAUUGAGAUAGCUGUUAAGAGACUUGCUUCACAUUCAGGGCAAGGUUUUGUAGAGUUCAAAAAUGAAGUUCAACUCAUAGCUAAACUGCAACACACAAAUUUGGUUAGGCUCUUCGGAUGUUGCUCCCAGGGAGAGGAGAAAAUUUUGGUCUAUGAAUACUUGCCAAAUAAAAGCUUGGACUUCUUUAUCUUUGAUGAAAAUAGAAAAUCAUUACUGGAUUGGAACAAACGUCUGGCAAUAAUUGAAGGGAUAGCAGAAGGACUUCUCUACCUACAUAAGCACUCACGCUUGCGUGUCAUACAUCGAGAUCUUAAACCAAGUAACAUUCUUUUGGACAGUGAAAUGAAUCCUAAAAUUUCAGACUUUGGGCUAGCAAAAAUAUUUAGCUCAAAUAACAAUGAAGGAAGCACUACAAGGAGAGUGGUUGGUACAUAUGGCUAUAUGGCUCCCGAGUAUGCCUCCGAGGGCCUCUUCUCUAUCAAGUCUGAUGUAUUCAGCUUUGGUGUUCUCAUUCUUGAGAUCCUUAGCGGAAAAAGGAAUUCCGGUAGCCAUAAUUGUGGAGAUUUCAUCAAUAUCCUUGGAUAUGCAUGGCAAUUAUAUGAAGAGGGGAGAUGGAGGGAACUCAUUGAUUCUUCAUUGGUACCCAUGCACCACUCAACUGAAAUCAUGAGGUGCAUGAACAUUGGAUUGUUGUGUGUACAAGAGAAUGCAGCUGAUCGGCCAACCAUGUUAGAUGUUGUUGCAAUGCUAAGUAGCAAAGCUAAGAUCUUGGCUAAGCCGAAUCACCCAGCAUAUUUCAAUGUACGGGUAGGAAAUGAAGAGGAAUCCACUACUGGUACUGUGUCACGCAGUAUCAACGAGAUGACCAUAUCUGUCACAACUGCUAGAUAGUUUGUUUGUCCCAUGUGGUUACCGUUGAGCCAAUAUAUAUAGGAAUUGCUCUUUCGGUAAUGCUCGAUGCAGAUAUUCUAUUGAUACUGUCAAUCACUUCAGGUUCAA